GUCUGUAUUCAAAACAAACUGAAAAGGCUUGUAAUUAUGCCCUCACUCUCAUUAUCUCUGUUUCUUCUGCUGCACGACUGAGAGGUGAAGAGAGAGGAGGAUCAGAGGUUGAGGAGUCUUUUUCUUUUUUCUUUUUUUUUCUUUCCUUAAGAUUAGAGAAGGUAGAGGAGAGAGAGAGGAAGGCAAAGAGGGGAGGGAGAGAUAAACAGAGGCAGAUUAAGGCGGUAAACACGUCACAUCCCAGAGCCAGUUCUCCUCUAAACACACCAGGCAUAGAUCAGCAUCAACACAGACAGGACAAACUACAGCGAGUAGAAAACACUGUGGUUGUCAGUCUGGAACUACUGGAGGGAAGAUAACACUGUCAAGAAAAAAAAAAGCAGAUUAUUUGUGAGAUUAAGAAUAUUUUGAGAAGAAGAAGCGUGCAAACUGCAGCCAUGGAAGUUUCCCACAGCUUCUCUUGUCUUUGCAGCAAGAUGAAACUACAGGACCCAAGCAGGAGCCGAGUCCUCCACACUAGAUCCACCUCAAGACCCCACGGGCCUCUCCUCCACCCCAGGACCCUGCUCCUGCUGCCCCUGCUGCUCCUCCUCUGUCUGUCCUUGUGGAGCCAGCAGGCCGAGGCCCUGGUCCAUUCUAGCUUCAGACGGCUCAGCGGCCGCGAGAAGAAGGAGAUGCAGAAGGAGAUCCUGUCCAUCUUGGGCCUGCCGGGGCGACCCAGACCCCACCCGCCACUGAGGCCGCCCUCCUCCGCACCACUCUUCAUGCUGGACCUGUACCACGCCAUGUCCGCUGACGGGGGGGAGGAGGAAGGGAAUGAGAUCAUCGUAAACGGACCGGGGAUGGGGAAGUUUGGAGGGGCAGAGAGGUUGGCUCAGGUCAGCCACGCGGUCCUGCCCACGCUCAGCACGCACACGCCGCCGCUGGGCACGGUGGUCAGCGAGGCCGACACAGUGAUGAGCUUCGUCAACCUGGUGGAGCAGGAGCGUGACCUCCUGCAGCCUCGUCCAUACUGGAAGGAGUUUCGUUUCGAUCUGACGCCCCUCCCUCAAGGGGAGACGGUGACAGCGGCAGAGUUUCGUAUCUACAAGACACUGACGAUGGGCCAGAGGGCAAACCGAACGCUGCACAUCUCCGUCUACGAGAUCCAGCGAGAGAGCAGACACAGAGAACCAGAGCUGGUGCUGCUAGACAUGCAGUCAGUGCCUGCAGGACAGGAGGGCUGGCUUGCCUUCGACGUCACCUCGGCCUCCAACCAUUGGCUCCUCCACCCCCGCAGCAACCUGGGCAUACGUCUCUAUGUUGAGACAGAGGAGGACCGUUCCCUGUCUGCAGGCUGGAUCGGGUUGGUGGGACGCAGGGGCCCUCGCUCCAAACAGCCCUUCAUGGUGACCUUCUUCAGGGAGAGUCAGGUCCCAUGCCGGCCGCCACGAGCUGUCAAGCCACAUCCCCGCAAGAAGAAACCCAAAUACGACCUCCCAGUCCCCAGCAUCCAUAAUCGCAGUCCUGUAAACAGCGGCGGUCAGCCCUGUAAAAAACAUGAACUCUACGUCAGCUUCAGUGACCUUGGAUGGAAGGACUGGGUUUUGGCCCCGACGGGAUAUUCAGCUUACUACUGUGAUGGAGAGUGUUUUUAUCCUCUGGGCUCCUGCAUGAACGCCACAAACCACGCCCUAAUCCAGCAAGUGGUCCACCUCCUGAAGCCCGACGAGGUUCCUAAGGCAUGUUGCGCCCCUACCAAGCUCAGCCCCAUCUCUGUCCUGUUCUACGACGACAACAACAACGUCAUCCUCAAAAAACACCGUAACAUGGUGGUUAAGACAUGUGGGUGUCUAUAAGGGGCCAAAAAGGUUCCACUUCGGCACUGAAGAGUCCAGUCCUAAACCAAACAAAAUGUACAUGGAUGUUUUUUUUUUUACACAGACAUUACCUCUGCUAACGUAAAAGGUUUCUGCUUACAAGUUGAAUGACAAAGGCAGCAAAUAUCUACAUUUUACAGGCUUGUGAUUAUGUGUUUGAGUUCUGAUUUAAGAGCAAAAGAGUCUUUAAUCAACUUUUCAAAUUCAAAGUUCACUGAUCAAAUCAAAUCAGCAACUUUGAUCCAACAUUUUCUUUUAAAAUUGUACUUAUUUAAUUGUAUGUACUUAUUUAAUUACCUUUCACCAAACUAGAAGUUUAU
Anoplopoma fimbria (sablefish) is the source of this 2179-nucleotide messenger RNA. It is a transcript of the gene bmp8a, whose product is annotated as bone morphogenetic protein 8a. Gene Ontology annotation, biological process: SMAD protein signal transduction. Gene Ontology annotation, cellular component: extracellular region. The transcript has 7 exons. Gene Ontology annotation, molecular function: growth factor activity; cytokine activity. Lineage: Eukaryota; Metazoa; Chordata; Actinopteri; Perciformes; Anoplopomatidae. Bases 438 to 1838 code for a protein of 466 amino acids. The record is from RefSeq and is a predicted model, not a curated record.